CCGCGCCGUGGUUGGGCCGGAAGCGCACGCGCGGCAAAACUCGGCCCCGCCUCCUGCAGACUUUUACAACCGCCUGGCGGGAAGCUCUCCCGCCCGUUUUGCACCUCUCCUCAUUGACGGCGCCUCGGUCGACGCCCGUCUGGCGGGAGCCUCGGCGCGCGGGUUCCCAGCGAUCCGCCGUCGAUUGGCAGUGCCUGAGCGGCGCGCGCGGAGCUCGACUGGCGCUGCCUGCGGGGGCGGAGUCGCUGUCUCGGCCGCCGCCGCCACAGCCACCGCCGCCGCGGGCUUGGUGUGCGAGGAAGGGCCUAGGCCCGGGCCUGCUGUGGGGGGCUCGCCGCGCGCCUGGGCUCGCGUCCCGCCGUCCCCUCGGCCCCAGCUUCGCCCACUUCCGGACCCAGACGGGCUGGGCGCGGGGAAGACCUGCCGAAGCCAUGGAGGACGAGGUGGUCCGCAUUGCCAAGAAGAUGGACAAGAUGGUGCAGAAGAAGAACGCGGCUGGAGCAUUGGAUUUACUGAAGGAGCUUAAGAAUAUUCCCAUGACCCUGGAAUUAUUACAGUCCACAAGAAUUGGAAUGUCAGUGAAUGCUAUUCGCAAGCAGAGUACAGAUGAAGAAGUUACAUCUUUAGCAAAGUCUCUCAUCAAAUCCUGGAAAAAGUUAUUAGAUGGACCAUCAACAGAUAAAGACCCUGAAGAAAAGAAAAAAGAUACUGCAGUUACAUCACAGAAUAGCCCUGAAGCAAGAGAAGAAAGUAGUUCCAGUGGCAACAUAAGCAGCAGAAAGGAGGAGGCAAAUGCCCGAGAUACUUAUGUUUCGUCUUUCCCUCGGGCACCGAGCACUUCUGAUUCUGUGCGGUUGAAGUGUAGGGAGAUGCUUGCAGCCGCUCUCCGAACGGGAGAUGACUACGUCGCUAUUGGAGCUGAUGAGGAAGAAUUAGGAUCUCAAAUUGAGGAAGCUAUAUAUCAAGAAAUAAGGAAUACAGACAUGAAAUACAAAAAUAGAGUACGAAGUAGGAUAUCAAAUCUUAAAGAUGCUAAGAAUCCAAAUUUAAGGAAAAACGUACUGUGUGGAAAUAUUCCUCCUGACUUAUUUGCUAGGAUGACAGCAGAGGAAAUGGCUAGUGAUGAACUCAAAGAGAUGCGGAAAAACUUGACCAAAGAAGCCAUCAGAGAGCAUCAGAUGGCCAAGACGGGUGGAACCCAGACUGACUUAUUUACAUGUGGCAAAUGUAAAAAGAAGAAUUGUACUUACACACAGGUACAAACUCGUAGUGCUGAUGAACCAAUGACAACAUUUGUUGUCUGCAAUGAAUGUGGAAAUCGAUGGAAGUUCUGUUGAGUUGGAAGAAAUGGCAAAAUGCCUGGACCAUUAAAUGGAUUUUCUAAUUAGCUUUAAAACUAGGCCAUCUAGUUUUCCUGCAAAUCAGAUUUUUAAAGUAACGUACAUCCCUUGGGUUAGUCUUGGUUUUUGACAUAGCAUUCCUUCCUUAAAUGCCUUCUGUAGUAUCAGAUCAUUAGGGAGACCACAUAAUAAUUAUAUGGUAUCUGUUUCAAAACAUUUUUUUUUUCAUUUUUGUAGUAAGUUGAUAUUAAACUUUUGGCAGUUUAUUUUUACCUUUUUUUUUCCUUUUAAAAGGAAAACGUACCUUAACUUUUUUACAGUCCAAAACAUACACUGUAGAAAUGUUAUUCUUCUCAGUUAAUACAUAAAUGGAAAUUGCGUUUUUUCCCCAUAUUGGCACAUACCUGCAAAUAGCAAAGGAGAAGAAGAGGUAAUAUAAGUUUAUCAGAUGCGUGUGUAUUCAGAUAAUACUUGACCAGCUUAUCUAAAUUGUACAUAAUAUUUGAACUAGCCUAUGAGAUUGAACUUAAUUAUUAUGUUCACAAGUCUGGGAUAAUUAGAUAUUAUUUUGCAUUUGUAACUAACCGUGAUAAUCAUUUCUUGUAAUUUCUUGUACAUGUUUAUGACUUGUUCUUAAUAGAUUUUACUUUUGGAAACAUGACUUGACUUUGUUGAAAUCAGUUUGGUUUUGUUGUUUAUUUACCUGUUUGACUUUGUAGUGUAUUUUGGUUUUGCGGAACACUGUUGUAGUUGAGUAGGUUUUUCAAAAAUCCCGGCAAAGGCAAAGAAUGAAAUCUUCUGACCAUUUUCCCCUCAUAGGAAGACAUACCUGGGAAGAAAAUGUUAGUGUUUUAGUGCAGUAUAGUUACUGUAAACAGUUUAUGACUUGAUUUUGAUUUGGAAAUCUUUACUGACCAAGGAUUAAGUUUAAGGACUAUAUAUAUAAAUCAUUAAAGCUGUGGUCUUUCCAUAUGGAGGUUGAUAGAAAAUACUUUUGUCCUGAGUCCAAUUUCUCGACUCUUUUUCUGUCACACAAUGAAUGAGGUUGUUCAACAAACUGAAUAUAUGGGCUGUAAUGCAACUGGUUUUACAGUACAGAUCUUAGAAUUAAAUUUUUUUUAAGUGCGUACCGUUUGUUUUGUUAGGAAUAAGCAAAAAUGAUUUCCACGUAGAUUCCUUAGGGUACACUUGCUCUAGCACAUCUGAGAGGCCACUUUUACAAAGCCCCCAUUUUUAUCAUGCUAAAUCGAUAUUCUAUCAGACUCCUGUAGAAAGACUUCAGUAUAUGCUUUGCACUCCCCUUUGCUCCCUUUUCCCACUUUUUAAAUGCAAAUCAAUUUGAUGUAACACAGAAGACAACAUUAAAGGUCCAUGUUGGGGCCCCAUGUGUGAGCAUUGACCCACUGGUACUGUCCUAUCUCUACUUUGUCAGUUCUCAGAUUAACCUUUAUCACUUGAAAAAUAAAGUGCAUUUUUGGAAGAAUAAAACUAAAAUAGUACCACUUUUAAAUUAAGUGAUCCAUUUUUAAAUUUGUAAUCCAAUAAAGUUUCUUGUUAUUAAACAUGUA
Molecule: messenger RNA, 2908 nt
Organism: Acinonyx jubatus (cheetah)
Lineage: Eukaryota; Metazoa; Chordata; Mammalia; Carnivora; Felidae
Gene: TCEA1
Product: transcription elongation factor A1
Exons: 10
Coding region: 432-1337 (301 amino acids)
Biological process (GO): positive regulation of transcription by RNA polymerase II; DNA-templated transcription; transcription elongation by RNA polymerase II
Cellular component (GO): nucleus
Molecular function (GO): zinc ion binding; nucleic acid binding
Source: RefSeq, a predicted model, not a curated record